UAACCGGCGAUUUCGAAUCUUCUCUGAAAUCACACAGAACUUUCUUUUUUUCAUCUUCUCUCUGGAGAACCAAAGAAAAAAAAAAGAGAAUGAAGCGAGGAAUAAGUUUAGGGUUUGUAGAUACGAUCUACGAAGAAGAAGAAGAAGACUACGUGGAUCACUCCUCCUCUUUCUCUUCUUCUUCAUCAUCUAUAUCUCCUUCUCCUCAACCACGUAUCAAUCUCUCUUCUUCUUCUUCAAUGGAGCUUGAAUCUAGACUCCUUAAAUGGUCGUUGGUUAAUAAUUCUAAACCUGAUGUGCUGGUACAUGUGGGAGGCACAAGGUUCCAUCUUCAUAAGGAUCUUCUGUCAAGGAGGAGUGGCUAUUUAAAACGCCACCUAACGAACGUUAACGAAUUAACUCUCUCACCGCCGUUAAACAUAACGGCUGAAACGUUCACGUUAGUAACCGCUUUCUGCUACGGCGCUCACCUUGAACUAACGCCGUUUAAUGUCGUUUCGCUGAGAGUCGCCGCUGAGCUUCUUCUGAUGACGGGAGCUGGAAGAAACGACGUCAGAGAUAAUCUGAGGAACUUGACGGAGUCCUAUCUCCGACGAGUCGUCUUCGUCAACGUUGACUACAUCAAGAUCGUUCUCCGUUCAUGCCUCACCUUGCUUCCGGAUUCGGAAACGACGGCGUUUUUAGUCGGAAGAUGCAUCGAAGCUUUGACGGAAGUCGGAGACGGAGAGUGCGUCAACGAGCUCCUCGAGCAAGCCGUUAUACUUCCCGCCGGAGAUUUCAUCGUCGUUGCCGGCGCCGUGCAGCAAAGGUUCCCGCGCCACGAUUUGCUUUACAGAGUCGUUGAUGCUUACGUGAAGGAGCAUGACGGAGAGAUAACGGAGGAAGAGAAGGUUCAGAUAUGUAAUUCGAUAGAGUGCGACAAACUAUCGCCGCCGUUACUCCUCCACGCCGUGCAAAACCCGAAAAUGCCCCUGAGGUUCAUCGUACGCGCGAUGCUACAAGAGCAGCUCAACACGCGCCACUCGAUCAUAACUGCAGCCGACGCCGUCGCUACGUCUGCGGGACAUCGAAACCGAGAGAUCACCCAGGCGGAGAGAGACUCCUCCGUGACGCUGGGGUCGCUUCUCCAGCGAGACACGGCGGCGAGGCAAAACUGCAGGCUAAGAGCUGCUAUGAACUCAACGAGCUCGAGGAUCAAGAGCUUGGAGAAAGAGCUGGACGAGAUGAAGAAGCUCAUAUCGAAAGAAUCGGAACGGAUGAUGGAGUCUAAGUCGAGGAGUGUGAUGGACUCUGCUCGGUCCGCGAGUUUCCAUUGCGUUCACAGUUCGAGUAACGUAAACAAGAUGCAGAGAGGAGAGAGAGGUUCGGUUUCCUCACUGAGCACGACUUUCCGGCGAGGAGGAGCCUCUCCGCCGCCGCAGAAAAGUCUCGGUAAAAGACUAAUUAAGGGAAUAAAGAACGCUUUCUCAUCUAAACAAGAAGGCAAGAAAAAUGCAGAUACAGUUGAGGAGAUUUAUGAUGGGUUAGAAGAUUUCGUCUGGAUCAAAGAUGAUGACAACGUCUCUGAAGAACUUCACUCUCAUUACGUCGAGAACAAAUGAUCUCUCUCUCUCUCUAUCUCUUGCAUUAAUAGCUUGUAGCCAAAGUGAUUCUAUGUUUCUUCUUUUCAAGUGAUGAAAUUCCCGAUGUAGUGGAUGGAUGGAUCUUUUCACGAAUUUGCAGAUCUCUGUGUUGAAUUUUUGUUUAGCUGCAUAUA
Brassica rapa (field mustard) is the source of this 1756-nucleotide messenger RNA. Its product is annotated as BTB/POZ domain-containing protein At3g49900. The record is from RefSeq and is a predicted model, not a curated record. Lineage: Eukaryota; Viridiplantae; Streptophyta; Magnoliopsida; Brassicales; Brassicaceae. Gene Ontology annotation, molecular function: protein binding.